Pocillopora verrucosa is the source of this 5657-nucleotide messenger RNA. The record is from RefSeq and is a predicted model, not a curated record. Lineage: Eukaryota; Metazoa; Cnidaria; Anthozoa; Scleractinia; Pocilloporidae.
UAUUUCGUGACCUGUAAGCAUCAGUGCUUAAAUUUCCGCGGAAUUCAUCCUUAAGCGUUGGAAACAGUCCGUGGAAUUAUCACUUUUACCAUUCUAUUUUGCCAUUGGGCUAUGAGAAUGCCUUACAGCUGAUGUGUGGGGGAGAACUGCGCGUGUUUUAUUUUACGAAGAUGACGGCUUUAGACGGUCCUAGGGCAAUGAUGUAAUGCAAUGGAGUCAAAAGUUACCUAGACUUUUCUCCAAGAUAUUCAGAAUGGUUUUCGGUUUUCAUGCUGCUUAGGAAAUGUCUUCUGUGAAAGUGGCUGUUCGAGUUCGGCCGUUUGCGAGCCGAGAAAACAAUCGAAGCUGCAAAUGUAUAAUUGGGAUGCACGGACCUACCACAACUAUCCUAAAUCCUAGAAACUUGAGUGAAAAGCCCAAGAGUUUUAACUUUGAUUACUCAUACUGGUCUCAUGAUGAAAAUGAUGCCCACUUUGCAUCCCAAAAGCAAGUGUAUGCGGACAUUGGUAAAGAGAUGUUGGCACAUGCAUUUGAGGGAUACAACAUCUGCAUAUUUGCAUAUGGCCAGACAGGCUCUGGAAAGUCUUAUACAAUGAUGGGCAAACAGGAGGCUGACCAGAAAGGAAUCAUACCACAGCUUUGUGAAGAGUUGUUCCAAAAGAUUGACAGUGAGAGCAGCGAUGAGUUGAUGUUAUCUGCUGAGGUCAGCUAUCUUGAGAUCUACUGUGAAAGAGUGAGAGAUUUGCUGAGUCCAAAAGCUAAGAACAACUUAAGAGUGAGGGAACAUCCAAUGUUGGGGCCAUAUGUAGAAGACUUGACUAAACUUGCUGUCACUUCAUUUGAGGAUAUAAAUGACCUUAUUGAUGAAGGCAACAAAGCUAGGACAGUUGCUGCAACAAACAUGAACGAAACCAGCAGUAGAUCCCAUGCAAUCUUUAGCAUUGUGUUUACACAGAGGAGGCAUGACUCCUUAACAGACCUAUCAACAGCUAAGGUUAGCAAACUGAGUUUGGUAGAUCUUGCUGGGAGUGAGAGAGCAGAUGCAACAGGGGCUAAAGGGGAGAGACUUAAGUCAUCUCAGAAGAAGAAAAGGAAAUCAGAUUUUAUUCCAUUCAGAGAUUCGGUUCUGACAUGGCUUCUGAGAGAAAAUCUAGGUGGAAACUCAAAGACAGCUAUGAUUGCUGCAAUUAGCCCAGCAGACAUCAAUUUUGAGGAAACAUUGAGUACCCUGAGGUAUGCUGAUCGUGCAAAACAAAUUUUAUGCAAAGCUAUAGUCAAUGAAGAUCCCAAUGCCAAGAUAAUUCGUGAACUAAAGGAAGAAGUGUCCAAACUAAAGGAGCUUCUGGUCAAUGAAGGCUACAAUCCUGAUGAUUUGCAAUCUGUGUUAAGGCAAGGGUCUACGCACUUACCAAGGAGAUACAGUCAAGAAUUCCAUGAUGGAACCCUAGAGAGACUCAAGGCAUCUGAGAAACUGAUAGCUGAACUAAAUGAAACUUGGGAAGAGAAGCUUAGGAAAACAGAAGCCAUUAAGCAAGAGAGAGAGGCAAUGUUAGCUGAAAUGGGUGUGGCCAUCCACACUGAUGGCCAUACAGUUGGACUGUUUCAGCCAAGAAGGAGACCUCAUCUUGUCAAUUUGAAUGAGGAUCCUUUGAUGUCCGAGUGCCUUCUGUACUACAUUAAGGACGGAACUACAAGAGUUGGCCAAGCCAUGGCAAAGAGUCAUCAAGAUAUUCAGCUUAGCGGGGAGAAUAUUCUUGAUGAACAUUGUGUCUUAGAACACACCCAAGGUGUGGUGAAGAUAAUUCCUUGCGAGAACAGCCGUACAUUCGUCAAUGGAAAACUGAUAACAGAAUCCACAGUGUUGAGAUCAGGGGCUCGUAUUAUUCUCGGAAAUAAUCAUGUAUUUAGAUUUAAUUUUCCCGAUCAAGCCCGUGAGGAGCGAAUUCGUCAGUCUCGAGGGAAUCUUCUCGAGGACAUAAAUGGAAAAAGUGAGGGUAAGGUAGAGGAACCCGUGGACUGGUCAUUUGCAGUAUUGGAACUGCUAAGAGAACAGGGUUGGGAUGUUAAAGAGAUGAAUGAAAGGGUGGUUGAGUUAGAGGAGCAAAUCAAGAGAGAAAAAGAUCAAGCGGAUUUACUUUUAGAGCAGCAGAGACUGACCUAUGAAACGCGACUGCAGGAACUUCAGCGGCAGAUGGAUCAGUCGUCAGUACCAUCCAGUGAAUCAGUGGACAGUGACAUAGAUGUCGACAGUUUUGACAGCGAGAGCCCGCUGACCGAACGCGAACUCAACUUAGCGGAAGUGGUGAUUGACAAGUGGAGAUGUUACGUAUGCACAUCACUCAGGGAUGCCUUGUUGAGUCAUGCAGUACUGUUGAAAGAAGCAAACGCCAUCAGCGUAGAGUUGAGGAAGAAGGUGGAAUUCCAAUUCACAUUAUUAACAGACACACUGUAUACUCCCCUUCCAUCGUUUCUUUUGAGUGAUGUCAAACACAAGGAUAACCCCACCGUACUGGCUGUGGAGGUCAAAGACAUGAAACAUGGCGCCUCACACUUCUGGUCGCUUGGAAAGCUACGGGACCGACUGGAAGACAUGCGCUUUUUGUAUGACACCGCCGCAGAAACCAAUAGUAAAAUCUCCUUUGACUCUGCUGAUCCUUUCUACGACUCACUGCCAUGGUUUAGACUGAUUGGGAGAUCGUUUGUAUACCUGAGUAACUUGGUGUUUGGUGUUCCACUGGAGCAAACGGUGCCGAUUGUGAGUGAACUGGGGGACAUACAAGGAAAUCUAUCCAUCAACAUUCAGCAGUGCACUGAUGGUGACACUUGGCAGGUAGACGAAACGGGUCGCUCUUGGGUACUGUGGUUAGAAUUUCCUUCUGAUGAUCACGAACAGAAGAGUGAGAACGAGCAGGAAGUAGAAGAAGCGGUUGAAGCAGACGAGGUGCAGGAACCUCCAUUUUCCAAGGGGACACUUCAUGUCGGCCAGCCUUAUGUGAUUAGCAUCACUGUACAGCAGGCUCAAGGGAUUCCAACUCAAUACACGGAUGUAUUCUGUCAAAUAAGGUUUUUGUGCAGUGAAGAAGAUGAAGGAUUUUCCACGGAGCCCGUUACCAACAAACAAAAUGGCAGUCCUCUGGGUUUCUACUAUAAUCAAAAGAUUGGCGUUGUGGUAACAAGAGAGUUCAUAGACUACAUCAGCACCAGGCCCCUGCAGGUUGAAGUGUUCGGCCACUAUCAGCAUCACCCACAGCAUCAGUCAACUGCGCAACUUCCAAGGGCUAUAGUGAAGGAAGGAGAAUUUAGUUCUAAAUAUCUGAAAGAAUCUUCUCCUGCCGUACCUUUGCCAUAUCAACCUUGUGACGAAGAAGGAACUCUUAAGUUUGAUUUGUUGGUCUGGGUUGAGGUCUUCGAAAUGUCACCGUCUGGAGACUAUUUUCCUUGUGUUGUGAGGCGUAAAAAUGACACUCCUUGUGGUGGAGUGUUCCUUCUUCAUCAGGGAAUUCAAAGGCGUCUUGUUGUUACAAUAAUUCACGAGAACUCUAUGGACAUCAGAAUCAGAAAAGUCACCGAACUUGCUGUGGGUCGUGUACGUACAGCUCUCACCCCUCCCCCUGCUGGGGAAAGUUCAACUCACAACGUUUCACUGAACGUGCUGUCACCCCAAGUCCAGUCCCACCCGGAUGAAAACAGAUGCGUGUUUAGAUUUGAAGCAGCCUGGGACUCGUCACUUCAUAACUCCAUUUUACUGAACAGGGUGACUCCGCCUGGAGAGCUUGUGUUCGUUACCAUAUCUGCGUACCUUGAGCUCGAAAACUGUUGCCAGACUUCAUGUCUCACAAAGGAUAUUCCUGUUUGCGUGUUUGGAAGGGAUUCAAAAACCUCCUCACGGUCUGUUUGGAGUUUGUUCGGUUCUUCGCGACGUCCUGAAAAUGAUAAACUCAGCGAUAUUUUUGAGCUGGUUUUCCAUCCCGCUGAUGAGCACGGCCAAUUAAUGAAGACGAAGAAGAGAGCCGUGAUCGACACUUCGAGUAUUUACGUGAGAGGAGAAGAAAACCUUGGAGAAUGGAAACCGAGAGGGAUAUCACUCCUUGAUGAACAUCAGUCACAUUUAGACAAACUGGAGAGAAUUCAGGAGGUUGGUAAAGCUCGUCACAUCCUGUGCCUUGGUGAGACACUCAUGUCCUCAGACCGUCCCGACAACGUGUUGGUUGAUCCGGGAAUUUUCUCAGCCGGUAGUACAUAUUCAAGCCGGAGUAGCCUGGGUUCUAUUUCAUUAUCUUCCUCGUUUCUAUCAGUUGCGUCACUUCCGGCUGGGAAGCCACUGCGUUUUACAAGAGAUGUCAACCCAGAGCAAGUUAAAGAAACCUUGAUAAAAAAGUGUCUUCGUCUCCUAAUGUGGAGAAAGGACUUGUGUGAAGCUAAGGCUUUGAGUCGAGCUCCUUCGUCAGAGGGCAGUGCAAGUGCAUUAGGAACACAAGAAAAAGAACAAGAAGAUGCAUCGAAAGUGGAGUAUUACGUACCAGAGGUGUUGCUUGUCAGGAAAAACCCGGUGACAAGCAAGCGUGGGUACCUACACAUCAUGGACGACUGCAGCAGUAGAUGGAGCAAAUGUUAUGUAGUUGUUCGGAAACCUUACGUGCUUCUAUAUCGCCAGGAAGGUGACCCGGUUGAACAGUUUCUGAUCAACUUGAAACAUUCUAAAGUGGAGUGCCCAGAAUACUUUGUGUCAUUAAGUGUAUUCUCAAUCCGUACAAGACACUGCAGAUUUCUUGUACGUAAUACAACGGAGAAAGAGGAAGAUGCUUAUGACUGGCUGUAUGCGCUCGAUCCUCUGUUAGUUGGCAGUUUGAGGUCGAGAAAAGGAAGUUCAAAACAUGGACACAAAUGAUGGUGCGCGUGUAAAAGAUUGUGAUGUCUUAAGAAAUUUUCGUUAUUCAUCAAAACUUGGAGAUUUAAUGAUAAACUUCUCAAAAGUCAGGAUGCUGUGUGUAAAGAUAUGCAUGGCAUCUUCGCCACGAGAGGGGCAUGUCAUUUCGUCAAGUGUAGCGUAAAUAACGGAAGUGUUGGUGUUGAAUAGGACGGUUGAGUAACAGCAAAGGGGUCUAGAGUUCAGAAGUUUUUAAUACGUGGUAAAUUUAAUAUAUUAAAUUAGAAUCCUGUAACUAUAUUUAAUACUAGUAAUGGUGUGAAAAAAAUGUCAAUUUGGUAAUGUCCCUAUCCGGGUACCUCUUUCAACCGAAAAGUUUUCAUUUUGAAAAAUACGUUUAUUUGUAACUGGUGCUGAAGACAAAAGUGCAUCUUUUCAUAAUUGUAUCCAUAGAAUGUUCCGUGAAUGGAAUCAAUAGCCUUCGUGGGCUUACAUAUUUAUAUUUUCAAGUUAUAAUUGGCUGGCGGAGAACCGCCGAUAAAUUGAAGGGAUACUUGUGGUUUCUAGAUAAAUAAUAAGGGGCGGGGGGGGGGUUUGUUUAUGGAGAUGCAAAUUGUUUCAUUCAAGCCGGUACUGUGCAUGAACAGUGACGACAAUAACAAUCUUUCUUUGCGCUUUUUAUAUUGAAAAAGUUAGAAAAGUGUUAAAUUAAAUAAAAGAAAAGAUAACUGUUGAAAGGUUCAGUAAAUGAAGGUAUAGGAAAUAAAAUAAAUGUAGUGAUGGCGAAUUA